This is a messenger RNA of Macroventuria anomochaeta, 1190 nucleotides long. RefSeq lists its product as uncharacterized. The record is from RefSeq and is a predicted model, not a curated record. Bases 49 to 801 code for a protein of 250 amino acids. Lineage: Eukaryota; Fungi; Ascomycota; Dothideomycetes; Pleosporales; Didymellaceae. The transcript has a single exon.
UCCUUAACUUCUUCUAUCUCUACAGCAUCUCUUUGUUCACCGAGCAUCAUGUAUCUCUCCACGGCCCUCCUCUCUCUUAUCUCCCUGACCUCGGCCACCAACCUCCCAUCACCACAGCGCCUCUUCGCCAACCCUGCUCAACAUGAUGCUGGUUUCACUAUCCCCACCGUUCACGAAUCCGCCGUUCAAGCGCGCCGCAUCCUCCGUCUCGAAAGCAUUGGCACGCUCUCCACCGUCUUCCCCCCCUCCUCCCACCACGCCACCGAGAACCGGCCCUCUGUCGAUGGCGCACCCAUCGGGUUGAUGGACUAUUUUGGCGACUGCGAACCCGACACCGGCAACCCCACCAUCCUCGCUAUCACCAUCGCAACAUCCUUCAAGAACGUCGACGCGGGGUCCAACAUCACGCUGAGCAUGCGCUGGCACCCUCAGGACAACGUGUGGCGCAGCCCAGCAUCGCUGCCUCGUUUCUCGCUCGUAGGGCACUUGGAAGAUAUCAGUGCAGACGAGGUUAGCAAGACGAGUCUUACGACGUGCUUUGUUAAGUACCACCCUGAUGCUGCGUGGUGGCUGCCUGGAAACAGGAUCCAUGAGAGCAAGUGGGUGAGGCUGGUCGUUGAUGAGGUAUACUGGAUUGGUGGCUUUGGAGACCGUGCGUACAUCGGAUGGAUUCCUACAAAGGAGUGGUACAGUGUGGCGCCCGAGGAGAUUGAGGCUAUUAGGCUGCCGGGUGAGAAGAAGAGUGGGUGGGGCAGCUGGAGGUCCUGGGUUGGACUUGGAGAGGAGGCCUUUGAGUUGUAAAGAAUCUUAGCCUUGAAGGAUCAGAGAACACUUCGGCGGUACGCUGAUAGGAAAGAACGACGAGAACAUUUAGUAUCGAGGCUGUAUACUCGAGCGAACUGAUGAAUAGCACAUCCAGCAUCUUGUUAAAGAAUCCAAGAAGAGCUAGCUGCAAGUCUGCAUCUACGUCGUACCAAGAUACAGCAAAGUCUUUCAGGAUAACUUGUAGCCAGUGGCGCCCCAGACAAUGCCUGUGGUGAGGACCGAGAUUGCGACGAGCCGAAUGGCUAGUAUCCAGAGAUCACCCCAUCCGAGCUUGGGGUGGACACGACCUUUUUUGACCCAGGGAGGGUGCAAGUCAAAAGCAAGCAAUUUAGGCCAGCGCAUAACAAAUGCGAAGUUUUAGGGCC